Molecule: messenger RNA, 2007 nt
Organism: Ceutorhynchus assimilis (cabbage seed weevil)
Lineage: Eukaryota; Metazoa; Arthropoda; Insecta; Coleoptera; Curculionidae
Source: the annotation of a GenBank genome assembly
AUGGCGUCGACCUCCGGUACACGUGCUCGUUCAAGUGCCGUUUUUAGUGGAAAUAGCAGUUCAAGUUCUGAUUUUUCUGAGGAUAGUGAUGACAGUUGUGCCGACAAAGACUUUGUACCAAGUAAUGAUAAUACAUCGUCAGAUUCUACAGAGGAUGAAUCGCAAGAGAAUUUCACUAGACUUAGCAGGGGUAAAGAGGAGUCUCCAGAGACACCGAAGCCGACAAGAUGGAGACAUCGGGAUAAAGAAAACCAUGAACGAAACAAAAGAAAAAGGAGACGCAAUUCGGGACAUCAAUAUACGGCGACAAAAACUAAGAAGAUUAUCAAUGCGCGUGAAAUUGGUUUGCCUUGUGACUGUAAAAAUAGAUGCAGGGAGAAAUUGCAAGGUAACCAUGAGCAAUUGUUUACAAAAUUUUGGGAUUUGGGUUCAUUCGAUCUCCAAAAUAGCUAUCUGUUUGGUUGUAUAAGAGCAAAAAAUAAGAAAAGGUCAUACAAGAAAAAACAAAAGAAUAAUGUUUCCAGAAGAAAGUUUACGGCUGAUUAUUUGGUUAAUAUAGGAGACGAAGAAAUAAAAAUAUGCAAAACCGAAUUCUUGAGUGUUCACGGUCUUCAAAAAUCUCGGGGAAGAGUUGAAAGGAUUCUUAAAAUAAAGGCAGGAGGGGCUAUGGUUCCUAAACCUGAUAUGCGUGGCAAACACAAUAAUAGACACAAUAGAUAUUCGGACGAACAAAUUCAAUCUGUUAAAACUCAUAUUGAAUCAAUACCUAAAUAUCAAAGCCACUACAGCAGAGCCAAAAAUAUCGGUAAGCUAUAUCUGAACUGCGAUAUGACUAUUACUGGACUGUAUACAGAUUUCUAUGUGCCCUGGUGUAGGGAACAAAAUAUCAGUCCAGUUAAAGAGAGCGCUUACAGAAAAAUAUUCUGUACUCAAUAUAACAUAGGAUUCAAACUACCAAAAUCGGAUACCUGCAAGACCUGCGAUGAGACGGGUAUUAAAAUAAAGGCGGCAAAGGAAGCUAACAAUAUAGAGCUAGAAAAAGAGCUAACUACAUUUUUGAACCUGCACCAGGCUAGAGCUGACGCAAUGCAAAAAUUGCUCAAAAGUGAAAUAGACACACCUGAUAAAAAAAAAUUAGUAAUCUCUUUUGAUUUGCAACAAAGUAUGCCACUUCCAAAACUAACAACUGGACCUGCAUUUUACUGCCGAAAGAUUUGGCUUUAUAACCUAGGAAUUCACGAUUGCACAAAUAAGAAAGGUUUCAUGUAUUUGUGGACUGAAGAUCAGGCUAAGCGCGGAGCUGAUGAAGUUACUUCUGUUCUAAUGAAAUUUUUAGAAACUAAAUUAGAUUAUGAUGAACUUGUUAUUUUUACUGAUAACUGCCCGGGUCAGAAUAAGAACUGGCAGAUGAUGGCAUUUUGGUUGCAGUUAGUAAAGGAAAAAAAGUUUAAAAAAAUAACACAUCACUUUCUUGUUAGCGGUCAUUCCGUUAUGCCGUCAGACAGAGAUUUUGCUCUGAUCGAAAAACGCCAGAGACACCGGGCUCCAGUGAUUUAUUCACCAGAAGGUUGGCUAGAUAUUAUUGAAAAAGCAAAUAAAAAAAACCCUUUUGUUGUUACAAAAAUGACACAAAAAGAUUUUUUUUCUUUUGAGCCUUUACUAACUAAUAUCAACAAAAAAGCACGUUUUCCUGACAAGCAGAAUUUAGAAUUUGCAGGAACGUACAGUUUUCUUUUUAAGUCAGAAAAUGUUGGGUCAUUUUUCGUUAAAAGUACAGUCAAUGGCGAGUACAGGGAAAUUAAUGUUUUAAAACAAGGUAGACCUGCAAUGAUAAGCUUGUCAGAUAUUAAACUUAAAUACAACGAGCCAGUAAAAAUUGCAGAAAAAAAAAUUAAAAAUAUACACACAUUAUUGCCUUAUAUACCGCCAGCCUACCAUGCAUUUUAUACGCAACUAAAUGUUGCUGUUAAUGAUUUAGACGAAGAGGUUGAAAUCUUAGAUGAGUAG